AGUUUUUAUAAACACAGCAGUUGUAAUAAGGUCAUUAAAUUAUAGAAUCACAUUUCUGAUUAGAAGCUGAAGACGACAGCAGCCAUGUUGAUAUCAGGAGCUGGAUGUGUGUUUAUGGGUUUCAUCCUGUUCAUCUCAGGGGUUCAGGGACGAGCAAACAGCAUCUGUGCUUUAAAAGGUUCAUCAGUGGAUCUGCCCUGCUCAGAUCAACAUCCCACUCCAAGCAUGAAAUGGUACACUGUACACUCGAUUGGCAACAACAACUACACUCUGAAUGAGAUCUCUGCAGAUGGAAAUCGUGUAACAUACAACAUGUCUGCAGAGAGUAACUUCACUCUGACAAUCAAAGAUCUGACAGAGAGGGACAGAAACUUUUACUGCUGCAGAGAAACUGACAAACCAGAAAACUGCAGGGAAAACAGAAUUCAGCUCCAUGUUGCAGACCUGCAGGUGAAGGUGAUUCCCACCACAGAGGGACAGACAGUAACACUGAUAUGUAGCACCAGCUGUCCUCUGACUGAAAACCCUGCAGUCUACAUCUGGUACAAGAACAGAGAGUUCCUCUAUCAGGACUGGUCUCCCUGGUACCAACAGCUGGUCAGCAGUGAGGAAGCAGUCACAUACUCCUGUGCUAUCAAAGGCUACGAGGACCUCAGAGCCCCUCAAGUCUCAGUGGAUUCUGUCUCAUCGACCUGCUUUAAAGUGACCUAUGCUAAAGGGACAAUGUGUUCUUCUCAGCAGACAUCAGAGAAUGAGCCCUGCUCCAUCACAUAUCCAACAGAAGUAAAUGUUCAAAUGAGUCCUGCAGCCGUACCAGACCAUGUCAGAGUGACCUGUAACUCCAGCUGUCCUCCAACUGCCUUUAUAUGGUAUAGGAGCAGCUAUUCAGUGAUAACGAAAGAGGUUACAGUUUCCAACACUUCUGUUGAAAGUUUCUCCUGUGCUGUAAAAGGCCGUGAGGAUCUGCGCUCUGCUGAAGUCUGUCUUGAUAACAGCGACUGCUGGAGUGUGAAUUAUGUCAGCAGGAGAAUCUGUGCUCUGGAAGGUUCUUCAGUGAACAUUUCUAGUGAUUAUUCUGAGAACCAGCAGCCAAAAUAUAAAUUAUGGUAUAAAAUAAAGAGAAGGGGGAAAGAAGAAGUUGAAGAGCGAAUGAAGGCUGCAGGUCGUGUGGAGUAUCAUGACAACAUGAAGAAUCAACACAUCCUGAGAAUCAAUAACCUGAAGAAGGAUGACUCAGCAAAAUACACACUCAGACUCCAGAGAGAUGAACGAUGGAAACCUGGAGUGACUUUAGUUGUCACAGGUGUGAAAGUUCAGUUUAGUCCUUCUGCAGUGGUGACAGAGGACCAGAGAGUCACACUGACCUGCAGUACCAGCUGUCCUCUGACUGACAACACAAACUACAUCUGGUUCUUCAACAGUCGACCUCUGACCCUGACAGAGAACCAAAACAAACACCUGGUUCUAGACCCAGUCAGCAGUCAGCAUGCAGGAAACUACUCCUGUGCUGUCAGAACCCACAACAACAGCAGCUCUCAUGAAGAGACUCUCACUGUCCAGAGUAUGAGGGGGAAAUGGACACCAGCAGCAGCUGCAGGAGUCUGUGCUGCUCUCCUGGUUAUAAUACCCCUCUCUGUCUUCUGCUGGAUCAGAAGAAAGAGGACUUCCAGUCAAUCUCCAAGAGCUGAAACAUCACACAACAUGGAGCAGAUAAACCCCGGUUCCAUGUAUGAAAACAUGCCAGCUCGAUCAGCAGAGCAGGAUGACCAUCACUAUGGCAGACUCCACUUCUCUGAGGACCACACAGAUGAUCUCUACUCCACCCUAGAGCCUUCUCGCUAAACAAAACUUUGUUACCAUGGUAUUUUGUAAGAGACCCUCCCCUGAAGGUUUAAGUGACUAGAAUAACUAAAGUAACAUAGCAGGGACCGGCAAGUGUAAAGCAAAGUGCAAACAUAAGGGCAAGUUCAUCUUUGUUUCUGCUGAACGCAAUGAGAAACUUUUCUGUCUGAUAUAGCAGACUUCACUGUAACAAUGCAGCAGCUUUUCAGUUCACUCCAUGCUAAUGUUGACCUCAGGUUUCCCAAAAGUACUGAGCUUCACAAACACAAUCAUGCCAACAAACCUGAGCUCUUUAAGACACAUCUUCAAAUAGGAGGUGUGAUGCACUUUGCCUGUGUGUAGGAUGCAAGUGGACGAGCAGCUGAAGAG
Molecule: messenger RNA, 2211 nt
Organism: Sebastes umbrosus (honeycomb rockfish)
Lineage: Eukaryota; Metazoa; Chordata; Actinopteri; Perciformes; Sebastidae
Product: B-cell receptor CD22-like
Exons: 9
Coding region: 85-1842 (585 amino acids)
Source: RefSeq, a predicted model, not a curated record